CUAUCUGUUAUGUAUGUGUGUGUGAGCGCACCACCCCGCUUCCUUUAAACGUGCAAUAAAGCAGUGUGUCUAUAGCCAUUGGUUGUUUCACUCGUGCGUUUCCCAAAUACAACAUUGGCGGCGAUCUACCUACGCGAUAAUAAAAAUGUCCAGCAGUGCGCAUUUCGGAAUUUUGCCUACGUUUGAUCACCAUUCGCAGACCUGGAAAACGUUUAAAUCACGCUUAUUGCAAUGGUUUGUGGCAAAUAAAAUAAAUGCGACGUCGGACGCGGGAGGCGAACAAAGGCGAGCGAUAUUACUUAGCACACUCAUUGACGGUACUUACAAACUCGCAGCGGAUUUAGCGUUGCCGAAGAAAAUAGAAGAAGUGCCAUACGAAGAUGUAUUAAAGUUGUUGGAAGACCACUUUGUUCCAAAGGUGUUUGGUUUUAGUGAACGGUACAAAUUUUAUUCAGCCGUUCAGCAAAACGGAGAGACGCAUACCCAAUGGGCGGCAAGGCUACGUGGUUUGUCAGCGGAUUGCAACUUCACAAACGUAGAGGAAGUUCUUCGCGACAGAUUUAUGAUGGGCAUGCUGCCGGGACGGGAGCGGGACAAGGUUUUCACGCAGGACCUCAAGGAGCUGACGCUUACUAAGGCGGUGGAGUUGGCUAACGCAGUGCGCUGCGCGCGGGAGGUGUCGGCGGGUGCGGGACAAACGGCCUCGACGAGCGACCAGCUGUUCAAGAUCACCAGCGAUACCAAGGAUUCGGCCCGUGAAAAAUGUGCGGUGUGCGGUUAUUCAAACCAUAAGACGGCCGAAUGUCGUUUUUCUAAUUAUCGAUGCAAGAAAUGCCGCGGUAAAGGCCAUUUAAAAAAAAUGUGCAAAACAGUAAAGUGCAUAAUGGCGAAUGACGUGAGCGAGGGAGACGACGGUAAGUUGUUUAAUAUUCGAUCUAUAAAGGGUGAACCCAUGUUAGAAUGGGUUACCGUACAAGGCGUGCCGUUACAGUUUGAAAUUGAUAGUGGGGCAGCGGUCACGGCGAUGUCACCGAAGCUAUUCAACAAGCAUUUCUCUAAAGUGACGGUUUGCGCGCCUAAGAAAAAUCUGGAGUCAUAUAACGGCGGUAACCUGGCCUGCAUAGGUAUGGCGCCAAUGUCCAUAGAAUACGCGGGGCGCACACAGCUGAUUGAUGUUUACAUUAUUCGCAAUGGUGGCCCGCCGAUUUUAGGUCGAGAUUUCAUUUCGUCAUUUAACUUAGAAAUGACAACACCAGUUAAUUACUGUACGCAAAAACAGGAUAAACUAGAAAUAUUGCAAGGUAAUUAUCCGGCAGUGUUUUCAGAUGAUUUAGGCCUAUUUAAUAAGUACAAAGUAGGGUUGCAGCUUAAACCUGACGCGAAACCGGUUUUUUUCAAGGCGCGACCGUUAGCAUUUGCUUUAAAAGGAAAAGUGGACAAAGAAAUAGACCACUUAGUAAGUCUAGGGGUGUUAAAGCCUGUUGAGUAUUCGGAAUACGCAUCUCCAAUAGUACCGGUGUUGAAAAAUAAUGGCACCAUGCGUAUUUGUGCAGAUUACUCGGUCAGCAUUAAUAAGCAGCUGUGUGUCGAACAAUAUCCGUUACCCACAAUUAAAGAGUUGUUUGCUAAAUUACACGGAGGACAAACGUUCUCAAAGCUAGACUUAUCUUCCGCGUACACUCAGCUUGAGUUAAAGCCGGAGUCACAGCAUCUCACCUGCAUAAAUACGCAUCGUGGGUUAUUCUUCUACACACGCUUGGUUUUUGGGUUGGCUAGUGCCCCGGCUAUAUUUCAGCGCGCGAUUGAUAAUUUACUUAGUGGUAUGGAAGGUGUACUGUGUUUACUUGACGAUAUAUUAAUAACCGGUAAAGAUGACACUGAACAUUUGCAAAGAUUAAACGCAGUUUUAAAAAGGUUGGAAAACGCAGGGUUAACUUUGCAAAAAGAAAAAUGCGUAUUUUUUCAGGAGAAAGUGCAAUACUUAGGCUAUAUCAUUGAUAAAAACGGGCUUCACAAAUCACCUGACAAAGUGAAAGCGAUCCUGGAAGCGCCUGUACCGAGCAAUGUAAAUAAAUUACAAUCAUUUUUAGGUUUAGUUAAUUACUACCGUAAUUUUGUGCAAGGGGCAUCCAUGAUACUUUCACCAUUGUAUGAUUUGUUGAAGAAAGGAGUCAAGUGGUGUUGGAGAGAGGAGCAUGACCGAUCAUUUGAAAAAAUAAAAAAAAGUUUGGCCUCGGAUCAAGUUUUAGCCCAUUUUGACCCAAAUGCUAAUCUAGUUUUGACCGUUGACGCAUCACCUUACGGCCUUGGUGCCAUUUUGAGUCAAAUACAGCCAGAUAACAGUGAAAGGCCUAUUUCAUUCGCUUCACGUACUCUCAACGCGGCAGAAAAAAAUUAUUCGCAACUUCAAAAAGAAGCCACGGCAAUCGUGUUCGCAGUUAAACGCUACCAUCAAUAUUUAUUCGGGAGGUCGGUGCCCUUUACUUUACGAACCGAUCAUAAACCUCUAAUCUCAAUUUUCGGGCCUUAUAAGGGCAUUCCCGAAGUUACGGCUAAUCGGUUGCAAAGGUAUGCCAUUUUUUUAAGCGCAUAUAAUUAUAAAAUUGAAUAUAUCCGGAGUGCCAUGAAUAGUGCAGAUUAUCUGUCUCGAGCUUGUUUACCUGACGACGGCGAUAACAGCGAAGGGCCACAGCGGGGGCGCGCGCGCGGGGAGGGACAAAACCCGUUAUUACCAGAUGAUCGCGCGUCAUAUAUCAAUUUUGUUAUCGAAGGAUGCUUACCGUUAACUACGGACGAGUUGCGUAAUCAAACAAAGAUUGACCCAGAUUUAAGUAAGGUGAUAGGUUACGUUUGUAAAGGCUGGCCUAGGAAAAUUAAUGACGAUAAGUUAAACCCGUAUUUCCAAUGUAGAUUGCAGUUAUCUUAUGAAAACGGCUGUUUGAUGAGAGGCCAUAAGGUCGUGAUUCCGGCGACUUUGCAGUCACGCGCGUUAUCAGAGUUACAUAAUUCUCACUUAGGAAUAGUAAAAACCAAAGCGGAGGCUCGGUCCAAAUUUUGGUUUCCUAAGAUCGACGAAAAGAUUGAACAAAUGAUAGGUUCUUGUGAAACUUGUAUUAAGUUAAGGCCCGCUCCCAGUCGCGCACCUUUAGCUCCUUGGAAAUUCCCUACGGAUCCUUUUACGAGGAUUCAUUUAGAUUUUUUGGGCCCAAUUAACGGCAACACCUACUUAGUGAUCGUAGAUGCUCAUAGUAAAUGGGUUGAGGUCUAUAAUAUGAAAAACGGUACUAACACGUCGGCCGUGUGCGAAAAGUUGUACGAGUUUAUGGCUAGGUUUGGGUUACCGCAAGUGAUAGGUAGUGACAACGGGUGCGCAUUUACGUCACAAGAGUUUAAGGAAUUUUGUUUGUUGAACGGCAUAACACCGGUGACGUCGCCGGCGUACCACCCUGCUAGCAAUGGGCAGGCGGAAAGCUCCGUGAAAAUAGUCAAAAAGGGAAUUAAAGCCUGUUUAAUGAAUAGUCGAAAUAUUAAAGAUUGUAAUAAUAAGUUACAAAAAUUUCUUUUUGACUACAGGAAUUCAAUACAUUCCACGACGGGGCACUCGCCUGCCCAAUUAGUUUUUGGCCGCAAACUUCGGACACGCCUUGAUUUAAUUAACCCUUCGACGGCGUCCUGCUCGCACACGUCAUUGGAUAAUUAUGUAAAAAAUCAACAGUGUUUACAGAGUAAAGCGUAUAGUGGUACAAAUAAACAAGAAUUUAAUAUAGGCGAUAAAGUUUUAUAUAAAAAGAACUUUAAUAAUAAUAAGUUUACAUGGUGUAAGGGUAUAAUUAUGGAAAAGUUGGGAAAAGUUGUAUAUUUAGUAAAAGAUUGUGAACAUUUAGAUAAGUAUAAAAAACAUAAAGAUCAAUUAAUGUUAUACAAGGGGCAAGAGGACGGUUCAUUUCUAGACGACAUUUCUCUAGAAGACCUAUUUUCAUCAGAACAAAACCAUUUAUCGACGGGUACUACUACCGACAGCGAGGUGCAACAUAGUGGGGGAGGAGAAGGCGGCCAAAUAGCCGAUGUAAGCCCUGAAGGCGCCGAGGUAACUGGUCCCUCGCCGCUGCCCGACGACGACCAGCAAGAACAGUUCGAGGACGCCGAGUCGGACGACAUCGACACCCCAGUAGAAGGGCCAGGUGAUCCAACUGUACCCAACCCGUCUACUACUGUCGGCCAGGACAGAGUCAAACGAAACCGUCCCAAAGUUAAUUAUAAACCCUAUUUUAAGUAA
Molecule: messenger RNA, 4276 nt
Organism: Cydia amplana
Lineage: Eukaryota; Metazoa; Arthropoda; Insecta; Lepidoptera; Tortricidae
Exons: 1
Coding region: 146-4276 (1376 amino acids)
Biological process (GO): DNA integration
Molecular function (GO): nucleic acid binding
Source: RefSeq, a predicted model, not a curated record